AGUUACUGACUUUUCCAUGAUCACAGUUUGUAGGUGAACACCAAGAUUCAGAAUUCCUGAUGUUGCUACUGCCGCUUUUCCAGUUAAUUCAAAGCAUUUCUUGUAAAAUAUCCCAUUGGGAGUAAAGUUAAAACUAAUUUAACCAGACUACUUUCCUGGGAACACUGCUUUUUUUAUGGCUUUCAGUUCACUCACUAAUCAAAGGAUGGAACCGAAAUUCCAGGGAGUAGUAUCCUUUAAGGAUGUGACUGUGGACUUCACUGAGGAGGAGUGGCAGUACCUGAACCCUGGCCAACGGUCCCUGUACAGGAAGGUGAUGCUGGAGAACUACAGUCACCUCGUCUCUGUGGGGUAUUGUGUGACCAAGCCAGAAGUGAUCUUCAAGCUGGAGCAAGGAGAGGAGCCGUGGAUGCUGGAGGAAACAUUCUCAAGUCGGAGCUUCCCAGAACUUUGCAAAGCUGGCCAUUUGAAGGACAGGAGCCAAGAAAAUCCAUGUAACUGUUUGUGGGAAGCUUCAUUGAUGAAUAACAAAAUGCGGAUUAAGGAGCAUGGGAAUGGAAGAGGAAAACCAUUUAACUUGGACAUAAGGUCUUUUCCUUCCACAAAAAUACUCUGUAAGUAUGACUUAGAUGGAAUUAGGUUCAACAAUAUUUCAGAAUUAUUUAUUAGGAAAACUUACUUAAGAAAGAAACCUGAUGAAUUUAAUUCCUGUGAAAAAUUAUUGUUCAACAUUAAAUGUGAGAAAACCCUUACUGGAGAGAAAAGUGAAAUUUUAAAAAAUAAAAUUGUUCUCAGUGAUCAUCCAACCCCUGUUCAGCAUGAAAAGAUGCAGACUUUAGAGCAAAUUUUUGAAUAUAAUAUGUGUCGGGACACCAUCCUGGAAAAGAAAAUAAUGCUCAAUCCACACAAAAGAACAGAAGAUAGAGGCUAUAAAUGCAGUGAAUAUGGAAGAACUUUCUGUGAUAACUCAUCCCUUGUGUUUCCUCAGACAUCUCUUUCUGAAGAGAAUCACUGUGAACUUAGUGACUGUGAUAAGCCAUUGUGUGGGAAAUCCACAGCUUUCCAACGUGAUGGUAUCUAUAUGAGACAUUAUGAGCAUAAUGAAAUUGAGAAUAAUUUUAGGUUAUGUCUCUCAAAAGUUCACAAAACUCAUAAAAGACAGAAAUACUUUCAGUGUAAUGACUGUGGCAAGGCUUUCUGUGAGAAGUCACAUCUCACACGACAUCAGAGAGUGCACACAGGAGAGAAACGCUUUCAGUGUUGUGAUUGUGGAAAAGCUUUCUGGGAGAAGUCAAACCUCAUUAAGCAUCAGAGAUCACACACAGGAGAGAAACCCUAUGAAUGCAAUCAGUGUGGGAAAGCCUUUAACCAUAAAUCAGCCCUUACAUUGCACCAGAGAACACAUACAGGGGAGAAACCCUACCAGUGUACUAUAUGUGGGAAAACAUUUUACCAAAAGUCAGACCUCACUAAACAUCAGAGAACACACACAGGGUUGAAACCCUAUGAAUGUUCUGAAUGUGGAAAAUCCUUUUGUACGAAUUCUCACCUUACAGUACAUCAGAGAACACAUACAGGGGAGAAGCCCUUCGGUUGCCCAGAUUGUGGGAAAUCCUUUUGUCAAAAAUCACAUCUUACACAGCAUCGGAGAAUUCACAUAGGGAAUAAACCGUAUGUAUGUAGUAUAUGUGGCAAAAGUUUCUACCAUAAGUCAGUGCUCACCAGGCAUCAGAUAACACAUACAGGAUUGAAACCUUAUAAUUGUUAUGAAUGUGGGAAGGCCUUUUGCUUAAAGUCAGACCUCACAAUGCAUGAGAGAACUCACACAGGAGAGAAACCCUUUACAUGCUCUGAAUGUGGGAAAUUCUUCAGCCAUAAGUCAACUCUCUCUCAACAUUUGAGAGCACAUACAGGGGAAAAACCCUAUGAAUGUCAUGAAUGUGGAAAAAUAUUUUACAACAAAUCUUAUCUGACCAAGCAUAAUAGAACACACACAGGGGAAAAACCAUAUGAAUGUAACAAAUGCAGGAAAACCUUCUGCCAGAAGUCCCAGCUCACACAGCAUCACAGAACUCAUAUGGGGGAGAAACCCUAUCAGUGUAGUGAAUGUGGAAAAACCUUCUGCCACAAGUCAGCUCUCACUGUACAUCAGAGAAUCCAUACAGAAGAAAAGCCCUAUAAAUGUCAUGAAUGUGGAAAAUCUUUCUGUGUGAAGUCGGGGCUUAUUUUCCAUCAGAGAAAACAUACAGGGGAGAAGCCCUAUGAAUGCAACGAAUGUGGGAAAUCUUUUAGUCACAAGUCAUCCCUCACAGUACAUCACAGAAUUCACACAGGGGAGAAAUCUUGUGAGUGCAAUGAUUGUGGGAAAAUCUUUUACCGAAAAUCAGACCUUGCUAAACAUCAGCGAUCACACACAGGGGAGAAGCCGUAUGAAUGUAACACAUGUGGGAAAACCUUCUCUCAAAAGUCAAACCUCAUUGUACAUCAGAAGUCACAUGCAAGAGGGAAUUCAUGAAUAAAAUGAAUAUAUUAUAAAUGUUUAGUCACUUGUCCAUACUACAGAGUGCACUCAUGGCAAAAGUUCUGUUGACAUACUAAAUGUUCAAUAACUUUUAUCCCCAAACUGAACUAACUUUAUUUCAGAGUAGUGUUAUGGGAAAAGCCCAUAGGCUGCAACAUAUUGUAGAGUACCCUUCAUUAAUAAGUGACAUCCUGAGCCAGGUAUGA
Molecule: messenger RNA, 2727 nt
Organism: Nannospalax galili (Upper Galilee mountains blind mole rat)
Lineage: Eukaryota; Metazoa; Chordata; Mammalia; Rodentia; Spalacidae
Product: zinc finger protein 33B
Exons: 4
Coding region: 176-2515 (779 amino acids)
Biological process (GO): regulation of DNA-templated transcription
Source: RefSeq, a predicted model, not a curated record